Molecule: messenger RNA, 852 nt
Organism: Danaus plexippus (monarch butterfly)
Lineage: Eukaryota; Metazoa; Arthropoda; Insecta; Lepidoptera; Nymphalidae
Exons: 2
Coding region: 140-766 (208 amino acids)
Source: RefSeq, a predicted model, not a curated record
UUUAUAUACAUCUAAUAAAUAAAGAUAGUUCGUCUGUAUCUCAAGAUUAAUGUAAAUAUAAAGAUAAUAAAAUAAUAUAAAAACCCUACAACAUAGUCUCUAGUAGUCACUUGUAACUAGUGAGAGAAAUCAAAUAGAAAUGAAAUUCUUCAUUGUGUUCGCUGUCUGUGUCGCCGCGGCGUCAGCCCGCUUCAUCGUCCCCGACGUGGCUGCUGCAGAAGCCGCUGAGAUCAAGGAUAUCAUUGCGGCUAUCCAACAUCCCAGCACCGACCCUGCUACAGCUGCCGCACUUCAACAGUUGCUUGACAGUCUCCUCAACAACCAAGAAUCCCCCAUCGACGUCGGACCCGUCAUCAUUGACGAAGACUCGCCCAUCGACGUCGGACCCGUCAUUAUCGACGAAGACUCGCCCAUCGACGUCGGACCAGUCAUUAUUGACGAAGAUUCGCCCAUCGAUGUCGGACCCGUCAUCAUUGACGAAGACUCUCCCAUCGACGUCGGACCAGUCAUCAUUGACGAUUCUUCCGUAGGACCCUCUCCCUCAGUUUCUCCUCUGGUCCAGAUCAUCAUCAACGUCAACUCUAACGCUAACAAACCUCAGCCAGGCCCCGUCAUCGAUGACGAGAGUGAUGCUCACAUUCCUGACCAGCCCGUUAUCAUCGUCGACGAGCCCGAAAUCAUAGAAGAGCCCGUUGUUCCUGAGCAAGUUAUUGUUGUUCCUGUUGACCCCAACCCCGCCGCAGUCCUCCCAGAAACCCUUAACUAAAAAUAUUUUAAGGACCGAAUAUAACAAAACCCAAAUGUAUUAAUUAUAUAAUAAAUUUAUAUGAUCAUAGAUCUACUUUACUUUAA